Messenger RNA from Racocetra fulgida, 321 nucleotides. The record is from the annotation of a GenBank genome assembly. Lineage: Eukaryota; Fungi; Glomeromycota; Glomeromycetes; Diversisporales; Gigasporaceae.
CUAACAAAAAACCUAACAAAAUGCAAGACCCAACGAAACGUAAGAUUACAAAAUACAAGACCCAACAAAAUAUAGCAUCCAACAAAACUGACAAAGAUCUGACGAAGCAAGAUCUGAUGAAGGAAAACCAAAUAAGACUCAAUGAAACAAGCCCAAAAAAACCAAACCCGACAAAGCAAGACCCAACAAAAUCAAACCCGAUGAAGCAAGACCCAACAAAAUCAAACACGACAAAGCAAGACCCAACGAAACCUGAUGAAGCAGGAUCCAAUAAAGUAAAGCCUGAAGAAGACCCAGUAAAGCAAGACAUACACAAGAAGU